Oryza brachyantha (malo sina) is the source of this 1131-nucleotide messenger RNA. Its product is annotated as endo-1,3;1,4-beta-D-glucanase-like. Lineage: Eukaryota; Viridiplantae; Streptophyta; Magnoliopsida; Poales; Poaceae. Bases 81 to 980 code for a protein of 299 amino acids. The record is from RefSeq and is a predicted model, not a curated record. The transcript has 7 exons. Gene Ontology annotation, molecular function: hydrolase activity.
UGGAUCAACGAAUCAAUCAAUCAAGGGCCUGAUCGAAACGCAGGCCGAUCGACUGAAAUAUUUGCCGUACUGAGUUCGCCAUGGGCGACGACGCCGGAAUCACGCCGACGCUGCCCCGCUGCCUCCUCGUCUUCCUCGCCGCCGUCGCCGUGGCCGCCGCUUCGGCCGAGGAGAACGGCGGCGCGGGAUGGCACGUGUCCCCGUCGCCAUCGCCGUCCCCUUCGGUGGUGUCGUCGUCGCGCGCGCGGACGUCGAAGCACCACCCGUGCCUGGAGAACCCGCCGAACAUGACGGAGAACACCGGCGGGGAGGCCGGCGAGGUCGUCCACGACUACGGCGGCCUGGAGGCCUACGUCACCGGCUCCCGCCGCUUCCACCUCGCCGUCAUCCUCGUCUCCGACUACUACGGUUUCCGAGCACCAAAACUGAGGAAAAUAGCGGACAAAGUUGCGCUUCGUGGAUACUGCGUUGUGGUUCCUGAUUUGUUGUUCGGAGACCCUUACACGGAUGAUCCGGCGAGGCCAUUUGAGGAGUGGAUCAAGACUCACUCUCCGGUGGAAGCAGCUGAAAAGACUAAACCCCUUAUUGCGGCUAUGAAGAAAGAUGGGAUGUCUUCUAUUGGGAUCGGAGGCUAUUGCUGGGGUGGAAAGGUGGCCACGGAAAUAUCGAAAACCAAAGAAACCAAAGUAGCAGUCAUUUCGCAUCCUGCGCUAGUGGUUGUGGAAGACAUGAACGAGGUUAAAAUCCCCAUUGAAAUUCUUGGAGGUGAGCUUGAUACUUUGUCUCCACCAAAGCUAGCGCACCAGUUUGAGGAUGCCUUAGAUAAGAACAAAAGGGUUGAUCACUUCGUGAAGAUCUUUCCGAAGGCACCCCAUGGCUUCGCUUGCAGAUACAACACCAGCGAUCCGUUCGCCGUCAGAACUGCAGACGAAGCUCGAGUUGACAUGGUUAAAUGGUUCGACAAGUAUCUGAAACUCUGAGACAGCUGGGAGCUUCAGCUGCACGAAUCCUUGGACUUGGAUACAUCCAAUAAAUAAGAAAAAGACUACUAUGUGCUGCCCUGAGCCCCUGAUGUAUCCGAUAAAUUAGAAAUUAAUUGUGCAGCUUACAUAAUUAUCAAAAUUCUCUAAA